Molecule: messenger RNA, 1200 nt
Organism: Coprinopsis cinerea okayama7#130
Lineage: Eukaryota; Fungi; Basidiomycota; Agaricomycetes; Agaricales; Psathyrellaceae
Exons: 4
Coding region: 1-1200 (399 amino acids)
Biological process (GO): regulation of transcription by RNA polymerase II
Cellular component (GO): nucleus
Molecular function (GO): RNA polymerase II cis-regulatory region sequence-specific DNA binding; zinc ion binding; DNA-binding transcription factor activity, RNA polymerase II-specific
Source: RefSeq, a predicted model, not a curated record
AUGACCAGUCCGCCGCCACCAGAGGGCCCGUCCCAGCCACUCGAAGGACCCUCAAGGGCACAAACGCCGGCCAGGACGGAAGAGAUCAGCAUCGAUGAAGCCACACCAUGCGAGUGGGACGAUUGCGGGAAGCCGUUCACAGACUUGACUGCACUGGUAGACCAUAUUCACAAUGAUCACGUUAACAACCAAAAGUCUGGUUACACCUGCGAAUGGGCAGAUUGCCCACGCAAGAGCAUGCCCCAAACCUCGAGGUUCGCGCUGGUUUCGCAUUUACGAUCCCAUACAGGGGAGAAGCCGUUCAUUUGUUCGUUACCAGAGUGCGACAAGUCGUUCACGCGUUCGGACGCCCUAGCUAAGCACAUGCGGCAACAACACAACAUUUCUCCACCCCUUCCUGGCCGAGGGGGCCCACGGAAACGUAAACGGAAUCAACCCGGGGACGAUGCAGUUUCUGUGGAUGGCGGCGGUACGCCGUCCUCGACGGGCGGCCCGUCCACAGCCAACACAGGAACUUUCAACACAUUCAAAAUCGAACCUACCAUCAUCAUGCACAAACCCCCGCUACCAGAGGACGAAGUGCCCACACCGUUUGUAGAGGCUCCUCCGCCAGCUUCGACGAGGACGAGGAGGCAACACCAGUUGCACCACCAGCAACAGCAGCAGCAGCGGCAGGAAGCGGAGCAGAUGAACAAUUACAGGACGAUGGUUAUCAAUAAUGGGGGCGUUUCGUUCAUGCGGCAGUCGCCUAUCGUUUUGGACGAUGAUGUUGAAGAGAUGAUCUCACCGUCCGAACUUCCUCCCCAUUUACAGCAACACUACAAUCCUGAAACGGGACUGGUGCUAGGGAGGUCGCCGGCCAUGGUGAUGUAUCUCUUGAUGAAGGCGCGGUACUCUUAUGUGGUGGAGCAGCAUGAAGGGCUACUGGCGGAGCUUAGUGUGCUCACUGAGGAAAUGGUGAAGGAGAAAGAGUUGAAGGAGGGAGCGUUGGAUGUGUUCUUGAGAAAGCAAUACGGUGAUGAAGCCGACAAACUCAUCAAGCCUCCACCACCACGAUAUGAACAACCAAGACACGAGGCACUCACGAGUCCUGGUGAGGGAAGGACGGUGUAUAACUUCGGACCUCCGGCGAAUGGCCAGAGGUCUUACGGACCACCACUGGCACCACCCAGUGCUAACGGGUACAUGGGGCAUCCCUAG